Messenger RNA from Acanthopagrus latus (yellowfin seabream), 3888 nucleotides. RefSeq names its product centrosome and spindle pole associated protein 1-like. The record is from RefSeq and is a predicted model, not a curated record. Lineage: Eukaryota; Metazoa; Chordata; Actinopteri; Spariformes; Sparidae. Gene Ontology annotation, cellular component: spindle pole; microtubule; centrosome. Gene Ontology annotation, biological process: positive regulation of cytokinesis. The transcript is spliced from 29 exons. The coding region runs from base 163 to 3582 and encodes 1139 amino acids.
UUUUAUUUUGACAACUGAAACAGGAAGCAGUGCGACAUUACGAUCGACUUGCGGGUGAUGCUGGACCCAAAAGAGACUAGGAAGGCGCCGCCAACAUUUGCAAUCUAGCAAACAUUGCCUUAUCCGGUAACGUCAUAUUCUCACGUCGCUCAAUGUGUGGAGAUGGAUGAUGAGCUGGAGAGGUUCAUCAGGGAGCGCAAGGCAAGAGUGGCUGAAGAUAAAGCCAGUUUAGAACAAGACCCACCAUACAUGGAAAUGAAGGCAAAACCCCACAGAGAUUAUGGGUCCACCGUUAAGGAGAACAUCCCUCCCAACUCUAUAGCACAGGAGAAAGAGGAGAGUUGCAGCGUGGGUCUGCCUCUUGGUGUAGAGUAUGAGAGGAAGAAACAGAGGCUGCAGCACGAGCUCCGAAUGGACUACAGGCGCUACAUGGCUCAGAAAAAACGCUUUGGAGAGCCUGGACCAUUAAUUCACCUUGAUAACAGGAGAUCUGUGAAGCAACACCUGCUUGAAGACCACACGGGUGUUCUUCCCCGACAGCGAGCCGCCUCACGGAGAGAUGCAGCCACUCUAACAGAGGACAGUAGGGGGUUGCGCAGGGCUUUGCGCCUGGCAGAUGUUAAGACCCUGUGCCCUGAGGAGGACGAGGGGCCUUCUUCAGUACUUCCCAGGCUUUGUGACAAGCUGGGGAGGCCAGUGGACCAAGAGUCAGAGGAGGAGGAGUACUUCAAGGAGGAGCUGGAGCUGAUGGAAGGCAGAAGACACAGACACACAGGGGUUGAUGCCAGUUACGAGAAGAGACAAUCCAAUAGGUCUCUCAGAGAGAAGAGGGAGAAUCUAGUGGGUGUUGCCAGAGAAGGCUGGAGAUCACGAGCACUGACCAAGACUGAAGAUGCUGAGUUUGCCACUGGUCUCGUAAUAGGAGCAGCUGAUACGGAAGAUGCCUUACAGAGGAGGAAGGAGCGCUACAGACAGGAGCUGCAGGAACAAAUUGCUGAACAGCACAGGAACAAGAAGAAGGAGAAAGAUUUGGAGCUUAAAGUUGCUGCGACGGGGGCAAAUGAUCCUGAGAAACAGCCGGACCGAAUCAGACAGUUUGGACUGAGCAGGAGGAAAGAUUAUCGGGUUUUGGAGCCGCCAGCAACGGUAGAGGGCGCAACGUCAUCCAGAGGGCUCGCUAAUAAUGAGAAGAUGGGUGUUAGAGACAGGGAGAUGCCUCCUCCUGAGCAGCCCCACGUAGCCUUCCAGUCACCUGUGCUUGAGUACAGCUCUGCACUGGGAGAAGGAGGUGGCCUGUCUCCCAACAGCCAGCCUGCUGCACCCUCGUUUCCUAGAGCCAUGGACGCACCCAGGAUCCCCAUGUUCACUCCCCAUCCUCCUCCUUCUCUCAGUGAAGCCUACAGGAGCCCGUAUGGAGAACCUCAUCACUACUACGGCACCAGAAACCUGCUUGACCCAAACAUGGCCUACUAUGGUCACUUGCCUGUUCCUGGUGCUGGCCCUCCCCUGUCCUACUGGAAUGUACCACCAGGGGGAGCUGUGCCCAGCCAGUUUGGUAACCACAGCCCUCACAGCCAGCACAGUGGAGGCAGCUUCCCUGAGCCUCCAAUACAGCCCAGCAAUGUGGCUGCAGACUUGCAAGUCAGAGGUUUUCCUCCAGAGAGAUCCAGACCAGCCAGGGACAGGUCAAUGAGCUACAGGGACGCUUUGAAACAACAGGAAGCUUCCAGGAGAGACAGCAGCGAGCUUAACAGCAAGAUCCACGAGCAACAGGAGCGGAGGCUGCUGGAGAGGGAGGAGACGGAGCGUUACGAGGCCCAACUAGAGGCUGACAUGAAGAACCACCAGCCCUGGGGUCGAGGCGGAGGAGGAGCCCCGCUCAGGGACAGCACUGGAAAUCUUAUCGCUGACCUCAACCAGAUGCACAAGCUGAACGAGGAGGCCUACAGCAACCCGGAGCAGUGGCAAAGGAGAGCCACGGCCGCCAUGACGGCACGCCGGGCAGAGCUCCCUGACCCCAAUGAGAGGGUCUCUGGUACUGUAGCAGAGUGCAGUAUCCAUGACAGUAUUGACAGUCUCUCUGGUUUCACACAUGUCCACACUCCCCAGUUUGCCAGAGGCAAUGUGUUUGCAAACCCGCCCACACAGCAACAUCUCCAGGAGCAGGACAAGUACAAAGCUUACCUCAAACAGCAGAUAGAGGAGAAAAUGCGAAAAAAAGCAGAGGAGAGGGAACGCACAAGACUGGAGGAGGAGAAAGAGGAGAAGAGGCUGGCGGAGCAAAGGGCUCGCAUCCAAAGGGAGUAUGAGGAAGAACAAGAGAGGAAGAAACGGAAGGAAAUGGAGCAAAAAGCCAAGAAUGAAGAGCUGAUUCAUCUGGCUGAACAGAGGAAGAAGGAAGCAGAGAGGAAGAAGAAGGAAGCGGAAGAGAAGGAAGCCGCAGUACUGAGGAGACAGUAUGAGAGGGAGAGGCAGGCUCAGGUGGUCGAGGUCUGCAGGGAGCCCUCGCCUCCGAUCCCCACUCUGCAGAAGAAACAUGGGCCACACCCGUUCACCCCCAGACCCCCCACUGUUGACAGCCAGCAUUCUACCACUGCCCCCCUGUCUGAGCGUUCUCUGUCUGGUCUCCAGUCCCCUCCUGUCCCUGCUUGCAGGAAUCAACUCCGAGCUGCAGGUGACCAGCGCGAUGUCUUCAGUGAGCUGUCAGCAUUGCGUCGGCAUCUCCGUAGCGAACAGAAACGUCUGGAGGGUCAUCUGCAGCAGGAUGACUGGGAGGACUUGGACUCUCCUCUGAGUGACAGACAUCGGGAGCGCCCACGGGUGGACGUGUUUGAUAUGGCCAGGCUGCGGCUGCAGGCUCCAGUCCGAAGGCCCAACUCCAGAAACAUGGAGCCCAGAAACCUGCUGCGGAUCCACGACUCCCUUCAGCUCAAAUACACAGAUGGUGAGUCCAGGCUGGGCUUCAGUGAAGUUCCUAAGCUUGAAGAAGUGGGUGUGGCCAGUAGCAGGAGGAGGCGGGACUACGGGGAUCCAUAUCAGCAGUUCAGCAGCCAGAGGUCUACAGCCCAGGAUGAUUAUUUUGACCUGUCCCCACCACAGCAAAAUGAUUAUCUGAGGAGUGUAAUGGGAGGAUCUGCAAGAGGAUCCCUGCUGGAGUCAGAGAGUGCUUUCAUCGACCCCCUAGGUAAUACCUCUCCAGUGCCACGUACCCCCGAACAUGACAAGGCCCCUCUGCUGUCAGCCAGGGAGAGGAGGAGGUUGACCAAACAUUCACAGCGUCCCCAGGACGGAGCAGCUUCCAGCCAGUCCUUUGGCCAGCACGAUGACUACACAGGUAUGGGUGACCGGAGGAGCCAGAACAGGACAGGUCAUCUGAUGGCUCUCAGUCGUCGUGGCAACACAGCUGGACCAUUGGACCUAUCUGACGAUGAGGAAGACUCCCCUCCUUGCUUUUCUCUUCACAGUACUGACCAUCAAAGCUCUGUAGAAACUGUCUCCACGGAUCCCUGGAUGCGGCCCGGGACAUCGGACACACUAAAAUGUUUAGGCCGACCAUCAAGGAGAGAGCGGUUGAAAACGUAGUACCAUGUCCCCCGAGAACAGGAGGCAUCUUCCUCUUUUAACAGCCAGCCUUAACCCAGAUACCCUUCUAUCUUUGAAUCAUGAGACUGUGGUUGGUUUUCACUCCUGUCUUUCCUGACAGAUGAAUAUGUGAAGACGAAUGUCUGAAUAAUAAUUAUGUAGGUGUGUACUGUACAUUAAAUUAUUGUUUACAUCAGAGAACCUCAGUAUGUGAGCACAAUGACAACUUGUGCUUUAUUUGAAAAGCAUUUACUAUUUUAUUAAAGACUAACUUAUGUUUUAAAUAAAUUAUUUUAAAUACACAAA